UUCGUCAUUGAGCCCUCCCUCGAGAUCACGGAAGUUUCAACUGGUGUCCUACACAACUUUCUUUUCCCUCAGGGAGUAUAUUUUCAGCUGUCGUCAGCCUGACAGGAAAAACGGCAGGUUUUUGUUUUAAACCAAGAGCACUUUGAUUAAAGUCAGCAUUCCUUUAUUUUUUAUUUUCUUUUAGAGCAAAGAGUUAGCGUUUGGAAUUUUUGUUUUGUUUUGUUUUAAAGACAAACACUGUCAUUGGCUAUUGGCUUUGAGAAAUAAUUUGUAAAAGUACCUGCUCUGUGCCAGCAAGAACACACCAUGGCCAAGCGAGUUGCAGUGAUCGGAGCUGGUGUGAGUGGCCUGUCCUCCAUCAAAUGCUGCUUAGAUGAAGACCUGGAGCCCAUCUGCUUUGAAAGAAGUAGUGACAUUGGCGGACUGUGGAAGUUUACUGAAACAUCUAAAGAUGGGAUGACUAGGGUCUACAAGUCACUAGUGACAAAUGUCUGCAAAGAAAUGUCAUGUUACAGUGACUUCCCUUUCCAAGAAGAUUAUCCUAAUUUCAUGAACCAAGAAAAAUUUUGGAACUACCUCCAAGAGUUUGCUGAGUACUUCGACCUUCUGAAAUACAUUCGGUUUAAGACCACCGUGCGCAGCAUAACAAAGCGUCCUGACUUCUCUGAAACUGGUCAAUGGGAUGUUGUCACAGAGACAGAGGGGAGGCAGGACAGAGCUGUCUUUGAUGCUGUCAUGGUUUGCACUGGACACUUCCUGAAUCCUCAUUUACCUCUCGAGUCAUUUCCUGGAAUCCAUAAGUUUAAAGGCCAGAUCCUACACAGCCAAGAGUACAAGAUCCCAGCAGGCUUUCAGGGCAAACGCAUCUUAGUGAUUGGUCUUGGAAACACUGGAGCAGACAUUGCCGUGGAGCUCAGUCGAACCGCAGCUCAGGUACUUCUCAGUACUAGAACUGGUACCUGGGUUAUCAACCGCUCUUCAGAUGGGGGCUACCCAUUUAAUAUGAUGGUUUUAAGAAGACACCACAACUUUAUUGCACAAGUUCUGCCCUCCUGUAUUCUGAAGUGGAUUCAAGAGAGGCGCCUCAAUAAAAGAUUUGACCAUGUGAAUUACGGAUUAAAUAUUACUAAGGGGAAAAAACCAAAAAUGAUUGUGAAUGAUGAGCUGCCAACCUGUAUCCUCUGUGGGACAGUCACUAUUAAAACCAGCCUGAAGGAGUUCACAGAAACCUCUGCUGUCUUUGAAGACAGGACAGUGGAAGAAAACAUUGAUGCUGUGAUCUUCACUACAGGAUACACAUAUUCUUUUCCCUUUUUUGAAGAACCUCUCAAAACCCUUUGUACAAAGAAGGUAUUCCUAUAUAAGCUGGUCUUUCCCGCAAACCUAGAGAAGACAACAUUAGCUAUGAUUGGCUUCAUCCACCUUACAGGAUCCAUCUUAGCAGGCACAGAGCUCCAAGCGCGAUGGGCCACAAGAGUAUUCAAAGGACUCUGUAAGAUACCACCAUCUCAAAAACUGAUGGCUGAGGCUAUGAAGAAGGAGCAGCUCAUAGAAAGGGGUUUGAUGAAAGAUGCCAGUGCAGACAAACUUGACUACAUUUCCUACCUGGAUGACCUCGCUUCCUUCAUAGGCGUAAAGCCCAACAUCCCACUUCUGUUCAUCAAGGAUCCCAGACUAGCAUGGGAAGUUUUCUUUGGACCAUGUACUCCUUACCAGUAUCGCCUAAUGGGCCCCGGGAAAUGGGAUGGAGCCCGAAAUGCCAUCUUGACCCAAUGGGACAGGACACUGAAACCCUUAAAAACUCGAACCAUUCCUGGUUCCUUCAAACCUGCCUCCAUGUCACAUUAUUUGAAAGCCUGGGGGGUACCUAUACUGCUUGCUUCCCUUCUGCUGAUCUACAAAUCUUCCAUUUUUUUGAAAUUGGUUCCAGAAAAACUACAGGACAGAAUAUCCCCUUACUUAAUAAGUAUUCGGUGAGGGUAAAUCUGAUGGGUGAUGAGGAUUGGCCCCAGUCAUAUUAAUUCUGUUCCCAAAUAUCUUGUGUUUCCCCUCUCCUCUCCAUCAUAGCUGGUAUCAUCCAAGUUUAGGUCUAAUCAUCUCUUACCUGAAUUAUCAUUCUAUCUUCCUCUUAAGUCUCAGUACCUCCUUUCUUGCCUCCUUUACCUAAGCAAUUGUUCUAAAAUAAAAAAUACUGUCAUUGUUUCCAUCAAGAUCCUAGUAGGAACAAGACAGAACUCAAAUUAGGUAAUUUGUGGAAACUUUAUAUAAAGAUUAUGUCCAAUGGUUUGAGCAGAGGGUAGGGAAAUCAUAAGUAGAAUGAAAUACUCCCAGACUAGUAACCGUGAGAUGCUUUUACCAUCCAUAGUUUUUCUAAAGAGGCAAAGGGAGAACAAAUAUGAAUAAGAGAGUGAGGUUAUGUGGAGAGGACCACCUCUCAAGAGCUGUGAUCGCCAGCUCACCACUGAAGGCAGUCCAUGGUGACCCCGAAAGUACAGAGCUAGGGAAAUUCAUUGCCUAAUCUUACGUUCUUCCUUCCCUCUGAUCUUCUGCCCAUGCUUCUCAAUGGCCUAACCCAACUAAAAUUCAGAAGGCAAGGUUACUGACUAUUGUGGAUUUAAUUGCAUUCAUUCCCCCCAAAAUAUAGUCAAGUUCUAACCUCUGGUACCUGUGAACUUACUUGGAAAUAGGAUCUUUGAAAAUGUACAUAAGUUAAAAAUAAGAUCUUUGCAAAUGUACAUAAGUUGAGAUCAUACUGAAAUAGGGUGAACUAGAUCCAAUAUAAAAAAAGGAUCCUUAUGAAAAGAGGAUAAAGCUACUGUCUGGUGAUCUAGUGACUAAUUAGACUCCAGGCUCCCAAUGCAGGGGGCCCAGGUUCGAUCCCUGGUCAGGGAAUUAGAUCCCUGAAGAUCAACUGAAGAUCUCGCAUGCUGCAACUAAGACCCAGUGCAGCCAAAUAAAUAAAUUUUUUAAAGAGAGAGAGAGGCUAAGACACAGAGACAUAGUCACAGUGGAGAAUACCAUGUGAAGUCAGGCAGAAGUUGGAAUGAUGUAUCUACAAAGCAAGGAUCGCCAAGCAAGCAAACACUGAAAGAGACACAGAACAGAUUCUCUCUCAAAAUCCACAGAGGAAAAGGCCCCACCAACAACAAGUCCAGACUCCUAGCCUCCAGAAUUGUGAAAGAAUGAGCCACCCACUUUGCUAUGGCAAUCUUAGGAUAUGAUACACCAACUGAUGUUUCCUGUGGAGGUCAGCCUCCUAGGCCACAGUGCAGAGCAAAGGUGAUGGAGAGUGUAUGUGGAAGGACAACCAGAAAGGAUCCAGAGCAGACAUGUUGCUUUCCAGUUUAAAAAUCCUGCAAAGUUUCUCCCUGGAUUAGAGAUAAUAAAUUCCUUAGCCUUGAAGAGGAGACUCUUCCUGAUCUGAGUCCAUUUGCCCAGGUCACCGGAAUCCUGAGCUGUAACCACUCCUCCUCUUCAAAAUCCUACCAUCUAGCCCUCAUACCUCCUCACUUUGGCAUAAGCUGUUGCCUUUUCCAGCUAUGCAAAUUCACACCUGACUGUCUUUCUAGGGUGAGCUUGAUUAUCUCCCUUUGUGAAGCCUUCUCUGAGUCCCCAAAGCAGAGUUGACUGCCACUACAUAAUGACUGGGCUUCCCUGGUGGUCCAGAUGGUGAAGAAUCUGCUCGCAAUGCAGGAGAUUCAGAUUCAAUUCCUGGAUUGGGAAGAUUCUCAGGAGAAGGGCAUGGCAACUCACUCCAGUAUUCUUGCUGGAGAAUUCCAUGGGCAGAGGAACCUGGUGGGCUACAGAUCAUGGGGUUGCAGAAGAGUUGAACAUGACUGAGUAACUAACACUUCCACUUUCUUUCAUUUUUCAUGACUGCCAUCUCACAUACUACUCCAUCAUUGUUCUGAUCUUACAAUAACAUUAAUGUAAUUCUCUUUUUGUGUCCAUCUCCUAAUAAAUGGUGGGUUCUUGAGAGGAACCAUCAUCUUGUCCAGCUAAAACACUGCCUGAUAAAAAUACUGCAAAAUAAAUAUUUGAUGACUAAACAGUG
Messenger RNA from Odocoileus virginianus texanus, 4054 nucleotides. It is a transcript of the gene FMO4, whose product is annotated as flavin containing dimethylaniline monoxygenase 4. Lineage: Eukaryota; Metazoa; Chordata; Mammalia; Artiodactyla; Cervidae. Gene Ontology annotation, molecular function: N,N-dimethylaniline monooxygenase activity; NADP binding; flavin adenine dinucleotide binding. The record is from RefSeq and is a predicted model, not a curated record.